UAUGGUAACCCUGCAAGUGCAAAAAUAAAUGGCUGAUGGCAUUUGAAAGAAGUUCGUUAUGUGUUAUUUUCUGUGUGUAAAGUAUUAUUUAAUUGUAACAGCCAUUAUUUCAUUUACUAUUGUUUACUUUAUUAAACGUUUGUUUUCCGCUAAAAUGUCUUUGAGUCAUUCAGAUGAAUUAAGUGACGAUGAAGUGUUUUUCGGAAAGCUGACUUUAAAAGAAUUAAAGAAACAUAUAUUAUGGGAUAAACAACAGAAAACAAUUCAUCCUGCAACUGCAAUAAAUAGCCCGAUUUGUCCUGAUGAUCUCAAUGAAAGUUUAAAAUUAUUACAAGCUCAUUCACAACCGAAUUUACUAAACCACAAAGACACAUCUAAUUGUAAUGAACUUGAUGGAUCUGGGUGGGAUGUAAAAGCUGUUGAUGACAGUUUUAUUAAAAUGGAAGAUAUGGUGGCAAAAUUAUGUGUAUCACCAAAAAAGAGUGGAAAUGCUGGGGAACUGAAUAAUACACUAGAAGUUAUUGAAUAUAUCUUAAAUAAUCCUCCUAGUAGUACUAAAGAUAAGACUGACAAAGCUGAACUGAAUAAUAAAUAUACUUCAACUGAGAAUGAAGUUAAUAAAUCUCCAACAAAAAACCACAAGGAAGACAAAUGUAAAGAAGCAUCUAAACCUCCAGAACCUCCUCAGAACACCCCUGUUAAAACUAAUCAUCAGAUCCAUAAACAUACUGAAGGAUAUUCAACUCCAAGAGACAUGAAACAAAAACCUAUUUUUAAAACACCAGCCCAACCUACAUCACUUAAAAAGCCUUCUGCUACUUCAUUGAAGAAGACUCCUAGUCGAUCUAAUGCUUAUCAGCAUAUUAGCAGUCCAGUUGCUUCAUAUAUCAAAAACUGUCCUAUAGUACCAUUAGUUAAGGAUGUCCAUCCAAAAAAACCAUUGCCUGGGACUUCAUCUAUUCCAAAAAUUGUCAAGAACACUUUACCAGUAGCUAAACCAAGCAAUAAGGAAAAUGUGAACCUGCCAUCAGUUGCAUACAAGAGUGCUAAGAAAACCAGAGUGAUUGACAUGCCAGAUGAUCAGAAACUGCCACAGAGUCAAUGGGCAAAGAAAAUAAUGACCAGUUUACCAAGACCACUAGUUAUGAAACAUGAUCACCGGGAGUUGAAUUAUGCGAAGAAAAAACUUAUGCCUCAACAAGAAGACAGUUUUGCUGAUCUCUCGUACCACCAGGCUGAAGUCUCUGUGUGCACACAGAAGUCUGCAUUUAAGUCUAACAAAAAUUUUUGAGUUGUGUUGACUUAGUCAUGUCCUAUUAUUAUACUAUUGACUUAACAUUAUGAUAUGUAUUUUAUUAUUAAUUUCAAAUUAUACAGUGAUGUUUUAAUAUAGUUUCUUGUUUUAUUACACUAUUCACAAUGUUAUGAUUUGACUCAGUAUCCAUCUGAGGUAUUUACAUUUAUCCAUCUGAGGUAGCACAAUCAGUAGUAUCUACCGAUUGUAUAACUAUUGAAUCAACCAGGCGAAGUUACAAAGCUACCAAGGUUUGUUCAACUGGAAGAGUAUUAUAAAACGCACAAUUAUAGUAAUUAACACUUUUAUUUCAUAAAUGGUAAUAUCAAGUUCCUUGUAUAAGUACAUAAUAAGAGUUGUAAAGGUGGUACAGCAUGUGAGGCUGCAUACAAAGAGAAGAGCAUUGUAUGCUCGAAUUACAAACAAUGUAAUAUUAUUGGAAAUUGUAUAAUAUUUGUGCCAAGUCUCAUUGUGCAGGAUUGGUAUUUACUAUCCAUAACAUUAUUAGGCAGAAUAAAUGCAUUUAUCUUAAGGUUAUGUACUACAUGUUAACAUUGUAUAUCUUUAAAUAUGUACUAAAAUAGUAAAGAUUAGUUGAAUAGAGCAGGCACGUCCUAUGCGACAUUUCUUAUUACAUAUAUUUGGCUCUUACUAAAGAGUAUAUUUUGCUUACGAGCCUUUAAAUAUAUAUAAAGCUACAUAUAUUUUUUAAGAUCUAUACGUAAAUAGUAUACCAAAUAGCAUUUUUAAAAACAAAUUCAUAGUGUGUAAUUGAAAAUCCUGCAUCAAUAUUUGAACUCAUGCAUACUGGGCUACUAAAUUACACCAACAGUAAUAAGUUACAAGUAAAUAAAUAAUUGUUUGUUUUUUAACAUUCCAUUGACCAGUGUAGUUUUGUUAGGUCUAUAUCUGAACCCAUAUUACACACAUGUAUACAUAUUUGUGCGUGCCUGUAAAUUUUAAUUAUCUUACGUUGCCGGCCAUGUCUUUUACGUAUAAAACAAGCCAUUGAGACUUUGGUUACGAACAUUUUACCAAAAUUAUAUUAUAG
Messenger RNA from Spodoptera frugiperda (fall armyworm), 2345 nucleotides. RefSeq lists its product as uncharacterized. The coding region runs from base 59 to 1291 and encodes 410 amino acids. The transcript is spliced from 3 exons. NCBI's taxonomy places the organism in Eukaryota, Metazoa, Arthropoda, Insecta, Lepidoptera, Noctuidae. The record is from RefSeq and is a predicted model, not a curated record.